Messenger RNA from Eleginops maclovinus (Patagonian blennie), 1328 nucleotides. RefSeq lists its product as uncharacterized. The record is from RefSeq and is a predicted model, not a curated record. Lineage: Eukaryota; Metazoa; Chordata; Actinopteri; Perciformes; Eleginopidae. The transcript has 4 exons. Bases 277 to 840 code for a protein of 187 amino acids.
AUGAAGGAUUUUAUAGCAUUACUCAGAAUAAGUGGAUUUUUCAGUUGUUUUACUGUGAUUCUCGUGAAUAUCCUCACAAGUCCAGUGAUUACCAGGAUAGUAUCACACAUUUAAAAUAUCUCUCCUAGGGUAAUUGUUCAAAUACAAUAUUCAUAUCAUCAAGUGCCUACUCUUAACAACUGUUUCCACUUCUGACUUCACUCAACCGGGGUUCAAUUCAGUGUUUAUUAUACCAAACAGCAACAAAGAGCGGAGCCAGGAGCCAAAACAGACAAAAUGUUCAUAAAAAAUGCCAACCUACAAAACCCCCGUCGCCAGCAUGACUUCUUUCUGAGGAGUCCACCCUACAGGGGGGAACCGCCUACAGUGGCAGGAUUUCUCCUCUACCCGGAUACUCCCGCUAAGAUGGAGACCACAUCACGAGAAGCUUUCUGCUCUAGACCCAUCUCAAAACAAGACGGAGGCAAAGGAGACCAUAGCGCCUCUAACACACAGCAGGUGUCCAAACGUUCUCUUCCUACAUCCUCGAGACAAACAGGAAGAGGAAGCAGCAUCACGGACCGGGAAGCAGGGGAGGACGAGCAAGGCGGCAACCCUGAUGAGACAGCAUGGACAGAGAAACAAGAAACGACAGACAUGCAAUCUCAGUAUCAGAAGGAUUUCCCUCCUCCGUCCUCCUGCCGCAGGAGGCGAACACCUGCCCUCCCACAGCCAGACAACAUCGGCAUCAACCCCGCCUUCAGGAUCGACUUCAGCACUGUGCAGAGAGAGAAUUUUCCUGGUUGGCCCAUCAUGAAGCCCAUGAGGACUGGGAGGCCUCGUCAAGACAACCAAACAUGAAUAGAUAAAUACAAUUCGGUCAUGGUCAUAUUUUCUACAGCAGUACAUGUCUAAUUCUAUCAAAUAGAUAUUCAUCCUAGCUUAUUAUAAUAAUUCAUUAACGUGAUUAAUGAGCCAGUUAGAGAGUUGCCAGUUAUGUUGUCUUUUCUCUAUUUAUAUUUUCAUGUUUAAACAGUAUCUUGUUAAACCCAUUUCAUCUGAAUCUAACUCUUCAGUUUAGACAUAAUUGGAGUGUAUUUCAAAUAAGUCAGAGGUCCACGUAUAUGCUCUGAAAAGGAUCAGAUUCUUUAGUUGCCUUCGUUAUUAAGAACUUAGUUCCUUUAAGCACAUACUCUUUUCUCAGGCAGCAAGUGACUUCAGACUGAGUUGUGGUCCGUUUGAGAGGAGACAAUCCACUGAGUGACUCAAAAUGGAAACAUAAUCUACUUCAAUGAGCAGGAGAAAACAUCCGAGCUGGGGCAUCUGCAGAGGUCACAGAGGAUGAUGAA